Oreochromis niloticus (Nile tilapia) is the source of this 1996-nucleotide messenger RNA. It is a transcript of the gene toe1, whose product is annotated as target of EGR1, exonuclease. Lineage: Eukaryota; Metazoa; Chordata; Actinopteri; Cichliformes; Cichlidae. Gene Ontology annotation, cellular component: Cajal body. The record is from RefSeq and is a predicted model, not a curated record. The transcript is spliced from 9 exons. Gene Ontology annotation, molecular function: snRNA binding; 3'-5'-RNA exonuclease activity; metal ion binding. Gene Ontology annotation, biological process: snRNA 3'-end processing. Bases 194 to 1786 code for a protein of 530 amino acids.
UCAGGAAACAUUCGAACUGCUGUGAGAUAUUUUGUCACAGGACCCAAAGAAGCACGUUGAAAUGUUUUAGGAAGUUGUUAGCGGUUGAUACAAUUAAAUACUCCAAAAAAACCAACAGUAGUUAAAGUAAACACUGCGAUUUUAAAGACACCGUAACAAGUAGUCGUCAGUAACGUUGCAGUUUGAGACAAGCAUGGCAUCUUCGCUGGUAGUUCCUGUCAUUGAUGUCCAGAAUGAAAACUUUAAAGAGCUUUGGCCUGCUAUGGUCGUGGCUAUUAAAACGGCGUCCUUCGUUGCACUGGACACGGAGCUGAGCGGUCUUGGGAACAGGAAGUCCUUGCUGGCGGAAUCCAUUGAGGACAGAUACAAAGCUAUAUGUCAUGCAGCUCGGUCCCGGUCCAUCCUCUCGUUGGGAAUCGCCUGCUAUAAGAAACUUGAUCAAAAGCCUGCAGAUUCGUACCUGGUCCAGGUGUAUAACCUCAUCCUUCUAUGUUCAGAGGAGUACAUAAUAGAGCCCCAGUCAGUGCAUUUCCUGGUGCAGCACGGAUUUGACUUCAACAAGCAGUACGGCCACGGAAUCCCGUACUGCAAGGGCAACAAUAAGGGAGGUGCAGAUGACCGUGGUGUGCACAUCCGAGCACUGUUCACUGAGCUGCUGCGUGCUCGAAAACCCCUGGUGCUACACAAUGGUCUCAUUGACAUGGCUUUUCUGUACCAGAGUUUCUAUGCUCACCUGCCCGAGCGCCUGGCCACCUUUACUGCUGACCUGUCAGAGAUGUUUCCUGCUGGGAUAUACGACACAAAAUAUGUCACAGAAUUUGAGCUUCGACUCUCUGCCUCCUAUCUUGAGUACGCCUACAAGAAAUGUAAGCUGGAUAAUGGUCGCAGUGUGGGCUCUGGAACAACUGGACCUCAUGUUCACAUAGAGUUCUGUCAGUAUGCUGGUCACAUGUCCACCUAUGUGGACUACAGGGAGUGUCCAGCUGUCGCUUCUGUUGACGAACAGACUGACAUCUGUCAGCACUUCUCUGCAUUUGGUUGGUGUCCGAAUGGCACAAAGUGUCCGUUAUCCCAUGACACAGACCGCAUCAUCCUCCAGGACGAGAAAAAUAAGGAGGACAAGUGGAAGAAAAGGAAGAGACAGAGAGAGAAGAAGAGAAGUGAAGGAGAGGGCUCCUCCAUCUUUGAUGGUGCUCCGGAAAAUAAAAUCCCCAACAUGGAAGUGGAUCCAGAAGAUCCUCCAGGAGACCAGCGAGGGACAGUUGCUGAGAUGUGCCCCGAUGGUUUGCCAGCUAUGGACAGUGAUGGAAACACCCCACAGAGUGAAGGAAAGAGCUUGGAGACUGACAGCAAGGGGAACAGUGUGUGUGAUGAGAACGUAACAAUAGCCUCAAUUGAUGACAGCCAGAACACAAAAAACAACACAAAUGAUGGAAAAAGUGGCGUAGGGAGUGGGACAGGAGCAGGCAGAGAAAAGACGAAUAACCGCUCAGCUGGGAUUGAAACCCAGAAGAAGAAUGCUGACGCAGGGACACAUCGGGCAGGAUUUGAUGCCUUUAUGACAGGAUACAUCUUCGCCUACUCCUGUACCGUCAUCAGGAAGGAAGAAGCUAGAGAAGCAGACAAGGAGGAGGAGGAGGAGGAGCAGUCGUGGCUUCCUACCUGUCUUAACAAGGUCUAUCUGAGCGGCAAGGCAGCUCCUCUCAAUGUGGUAAAGAGUACCUUCUCCAAGUCGUCCAAGGCCCACAUGCAGAAGAUGGAGAUGGUGUGGGGCGGAAGGUGUUGAAUUUUGUCUCUCUUGGUUCGUAAGGAAUAAAUCCCACAGACUUGGACUUGAAUCCAGUGACCAUUGGGGAUGUUUAUUGUUUGAAAUAUAUUUGCUUGUAAUUGACCUUCUGUAAAUGUCAUGGUUCACCCAAAUCAGGUGGUCGCCAUACUUGGUCAAAACCUCUGUCCAGAUCAAAUCAAUCCAAUAAAUACCAGUGUCGAUAUAUUA